Messenger RNA from Eurypyga helias (sunbittern), 1511 nucleotides. RefSeq names its product heterogeneous nuclear ribonucleoprotein H-like. Gene Ontology annotation, cellular component: ribonucleoprotein complex; nucleoplasm. Gene Ontology annotation, molecular function: RNA binding. Lineage: Eukaryota; Metazoa; Chordata; Aves; Eurypygiformes; Eurypygidae. The record is from RefSeq and is a predicted model, not a curated record. The annotation marks the transcript as partial. The transcript is spliced from 12 exons. Gene Ontology annotation, biological process: regulation of RNA splicing.
UGCAGCGUCUCAAAAGGGCCUGCUUUGAUCUUCUGCAGCAACCACAGAGGCUGAGACAGAGCCGAGCCUCACCCCCAACGUGAUGCUCAACACGGAGAGCAGCGAGGGAUAUGUGGUGAAGGUCAGGGGGCUGCCUUGGUCCUGUUCCACCGAGGAGGUGCAGAGGUUUUUCUCUGAUUGCAAAAUUCUAAAUGGGGCUUUGGGUAUCCGCUUCAUCUACACCAGGGAGGGCAGACCAAGUGGAGAAGCGUUUGCCGAACUGGAAUCAGAGGAGGAUGUGAAAUUGGCACUGAAGAAAGACAGAGAAACGAUGGGACACAGAUAUGUUGAAGUUUUCAAGUCAAACAACGUUGAAAUGGAUUGGGUUCUGAAGCAUACUGGUCCCAACAGCCCUGAUACAGCUAAUGAUGGUUUUGUACGUCUUAGAGGACUCCCAUUUGGCUGUAGUAAAGAAGAAAUUGUACAGUUUUUUUCAGGGUUGGAAAUCGUGCCAAAUGGGAUAACAUUGCCGGUGGACUUCCAGGGGAGGAGUACGGGGGAGGCCUUCGUGCAGUUUGCUUCACAGGAAAUAGCUGAAAAGGCUCUAAAGAAACACAAGGAAAGAAUAGGGCACAGGUACAUAGAGAUCUUCAAGAGUAGCCGAGCGGAAGUGCGCACUCACUACGACCCUCCACGCAAGCUGUUGGCAAUGCAGAGACCCGGUCCUUACGACAGACCUGGUCUUACGCGGGGAUAUAACAGUCUUGGUAGAGGAAGUAGCUUGGAAAGAAUGAGGCGUGGAGCUUAUGGAGGAGGUUAUGGAGGUUAUGAUGACUACAAUGGGUAUAGUGAUGGCUAUGGUUUUGGUUCUGAUAGAUUUGGAAGAGAAUGGACUCUUUUCUCUGCAGGAAUGUCGGACCACAGAUACGGCGACGGGACGUCCACCUUCCAGAGCACGACUGGCCACUGUGUCCACAUGAGGGGCCUGCCCUACAGAGCCACGGAGAACGACAUCUAUAACUUCUUCUCGCCCCUGAACCCCGUAAGGGUACACAUCGAGAUCGGACCAGAUGGCCGAGUAACUGGGGAGGCAGACGUUGAAUUUGCUACUCACGAGGAUGCAGUGGCCGCCAUGUCCAAAGACAAAGCAAACAUGCAACACAGAUACGUAGAACUCUUCUUGAAUUCGACAGCAGGAGGAAGCGGUGGUGCCUACGGCAGCCAGAUGAUGGGAGCAAUGGUCAAGGAAUCGGAAGGGGUAGUCCAGGACUGGAACACUAGCACGUUGGCAGGUAAACAGACCUAUGGGGAGAACUUAAAAGACUUUGUCGGUGGUGGUUGGCUUCUGGGGGCGGCGUCCCUGCGCGGUUCGGAGAGCUUUGGCUACCAGCGCUGUGGAGGCCGCUGCUUCGCUGCAGGGGUGUCUGGUGGCGGCGCGGGGCUGGCGCUGUUGCGGGCAGCCCUCCUGCGUGAGGCCGGGAAGCCUCCGGAGGAGCGUGGGACGCAGCAGCAGCUGGGUCCUGCUGGGCGUG